AAGCUAUUAGUGACGCCAUGGCAAACGUCCAAUCUAAAGAGCUUAUUAAACGGUAUCUUACCGAUUCUAAGGAAUUUCCGCAGCUAAUAUCGCGAGAAAGGUUUCACUCAAUAGUUCAAUUGGUCUGCCGUAACCAAUUAUUGGACGAGGAGGAAACUGAGUUGUAUGAUAUAUUAUCGAGACAGAAACAGAACACUCUUGAGCGCGUUGAAUCGAGUAUCGACCAGCUGGAUUUGGGACGUAUAGAUACAGACAACAAUGAGACUACUGUACAGGUAGAAGAUUUGAGUCUUAUGCAAUUGAUACAAUCGAUGGAUCAACUGAACCAGUCUCUGGAGUCGCGAAUAGAAGCUAUCGAGCAGGAUAUCAAAGUUGAGCUAGAGGAAAUCAAUGAGAAAAUCGAUGCUCUCAAUGACCUCCGAUAUGGAACCAUCAACUUUGAAACGUCAAUUGAAUCGUUGUGUAAAGAUUUACAUGAACUCGAAAAUCGCUUAUUGGAAUUGGGGAAAUAGUCAUACAUUUAUUUGCGGAUCUAUAUCUGCAACAUCAAAUUCGUCGCCGAUGUACUUGAAACUCUCGAACUUCCAAUUCAGAGAACACGACAGAUGGAGCAUAUAUUUAUUACCGCUUUCGACACCUAUAGCUCCGGUUCUUUUCGAAUCUUUUAUGUAUAUUAAACGACCUAUUCGGGAGUGCAAUAGUGCCAUUGCGCACAUAGUGCAUGGUUCGUGUGUAGUAUAGACAUGAUAGUUGAGACAGAGGUAGUUUGUAGGGGCUGAAGGGUCUGGACGAGCUUGCCUACGCUGUAGCUCGUUUUUUGCUAUUUCGCCAAUGCAAUUCAUUAUCGAGUGUCUCAUAAUGUCCGAUGAAUCACGCAAAUCAAAUUUCUGGGCCAUUAUUUGAUCUGUAGAUGGGUCAACAAAGAUGGUCACCACAGGGAGGCCUUUACUUGUUCUGGACAGAUCCGAAAUUAGUUUCAGAUAACCAUGUACUUUUUGUUCACAGAACUGUUUGUAGCUUUCAUUCAGCUCUUGUAUCAUGGGAUUUCCUUUCCAAACAAUAGGCCAGUAUUUUGCUGACCAUUCUGCGUUUAGCUCUUUGUCAAAAGGCUUAUUAAGUGGAGCUUUUACUUUCUCGAUCCGUGAGCGUUUCAGCGGACCGAACAAUAUCUUCUCAAGCUCCUCUUGGUUGAUCUGAUCACAGGCACAUAUUAGAACCUUCAGCAAAUCUCUAUCGUUCUUCUUCGCUUUCAAAAACCGCUUCAAAUGUCGUAAGCUAUUAGCACUCUCUUUGAAUUCGCUUUUUAUAAUUGAGUUUAUCAACGAGGAUUCUUUGGGUUCAAUGUAUACUAUCCAGUGGUCAACCAAAAAAGGCUCCGUGCUAUCUUGGACUUGGAUCCUUCGAUAUUUCUUAU
Molecule: messenger RNA, 1414 nt
Organism: Ogataea polymorpha
Lineage: Eukaryota; Fungi; Ascomycota; Pichiomycetes; Pichiales; Pichiaceae
Exons: 1
Coding region: 18-512 (164 amino acids)
Source: RefSeq, a predicted model, not a curated record